ACCGGCUGGUAGGCGUUGGUUUUGAGAGGCGCAAACAUAAAAUCCCAGGAAUUAUCUUUGAGAGUCUCAGCUACAAAGGUGCUUUCUUGUUUCUCAGUUUAGUUAAGUAACUUGAGAAGAAAUGGCGGAGAAGAGUUUAAUUGCCAAAGAUGUUACUGAAUUGGUUGGUAAAACGCCAUUGGUAUAUCUGAACAAUGUUGUGGAUGGCUGCGUGGCUCGAAUUGCUGCAAAAUUGGAGGCGAUGGAACCCUGCUCCAGUGUCAAGGACAGGAUUGGGUACAGUAUGAUUGCAGAUGCAGAGGAGAAGGGUCUCAUUAAACCCGGUGAGAGUGUCCUGAUCGAGCCUACCAGUGGUAAUACCGGAAUAGGAUUGGCAUUUAUGGCAGCUGCGAAGUGUUAUAGACUCAUAAUUACUAUGCCUUCUUCAAUGAGUUUAGAAAGGAGAAUGGUCCUCCGAGCUUUUGGAGCUGAGCUGGUUCUUACAGACCCUGCCCGGGGCAUGAAAGGGGCUGUUCAGAAGGCUGAGGAAAUUAUGGAAAAGACUCCUAAUUCUUACAUUCUUCAGCAAUUUGAAAACCCUGCCAACCCAAAGAUCCAUUAUGAGACAACUGGGCCAGAAAUAUGGAAAGGCGCUGGAGGGAAGGUAGAUUUUCUUGUCUCUGGGAUUGGGACUGGAGGUACUGUAACAGGAGCAGGGAAGUAUCUCAAAGAGCAAAAUUCUGACAUUAAGCUAAUUGGUGUGGAACCAGUUGAAAGUGCAGUGCUAUCUGGAGGGAAACCUGGACCACAUAAGAUCCAAGGAAUUGGUGCUGGCUUCAUCCCUGGGGUUUUAGAAGUCAACUUACUGGAUGAAGUUGUUCAAAUAUCAAGUGAAGAAGCUAUUGAAACAGCAAAGCAACUUGCUCUGAAAGAAGGAUUGUUGGUAGGUAUAUCAUCUGGUGCAGCUGCUGCUGCUGCAAUUCAGAUAGCCAAGAGGCCAGAAAAUGCUGGGAAGCUCAUUGUUGUGAUCUUCCCUAGCUUUGGAGAGCGUUAUCUCUCUUCCGUGCUGUUCGAGUCUGUGAAGCGGGAAGCGGAGAAUAUGGUUUUCGAGCCUUGAGAUAAACCAUCCUAGCUUCAAAAUGUCAAGAUCAUGAGGUUUGAAAUAUGGAGCAGAGAACUUGGUUGUCAAGCAGCACAUGGAUCUUUCUAAUGGAUGGUUUUUGUUGUCUUCUUGGAUUCUAAAAAGGCUUUAGAAUAAUAAGGCGACUUUACUGGAGCCCUAGUCUAUUGAUGGAUUAAAGAAAAAUGUUGUUUGGAAAUGGGAUUGAAUCCUGUCUAUAUUUUGUGAGAUUAAACCAAAAUAGGAAAAAACAAUUUUACAAUGAAAUAUCUCCUGUAGUUUUAUGAAUUGUCGUGAGAUUAAAUAAAAUUCAAUGUUUUCAAUUGAAAAUCAAGAAAAA
This is a messenger RNA of Theobroma umbraticum, 1439 nucleotides long. Its product is annotated as cysteine synthase. NCBI's taxonomy places the organism in Eukaryota, Viridiplantae, Streptophyta, Magnoliopsida, Malvales, Malvaceae. The record is from RefSeq and is a predicted model, not a curated record. Gene Ontology annotation, molecular function: cysteine synthase activity.